Photinus pyralis (common eastern firefly) is the source of this 2871-nucleotide messenger RNA. RefSeq names its product ubiquinone biosynthesis O-methyltransferase, mitochondrial-like. The transcript is spliced from 4 exons. The record is from RefSeq and is a predicted model, not a curated record. Lineage: Eukaryota; Metazoa; Arthropoda; Insecta; Coleoptera; Lampyridae. The coding region runs from base 2045 to 2803 and encodes 252 amino acids. Gene Ontology annotation, molecular function: 2-methoxy-6-polyprenyl-1,4-benzoquinol methyltransferase activity. Gene Ontology annotation, biological process: ubiquinone biosynthetic process.
AAGUUGCAUCUUACAAAUGGGAAAUGAAUGCAGGUGGCAAUGCGCUUUAUGUAAUUCGUUUACGAUUACUUUUUAACUUGUUCACGUUUCAUUCUAUACGUAAAGGCGAAUUAUAUCUAUAUCGCCAAUGAUUUUCUUUUCGUGGCAAAUUUUGGGAAAAAGUAUAAUUUUUAGUAUUCACAAGUUUUAGUUUUGUUUAACAACUAACGUAGAGAUCGCAAUUUGAAAUAUCUGCUUGUUUGUCUGGUCUAUCCAUUGGUAUAACAUAACCAAACUAGAGACACUAUCCACUCUUAUAUGUUUAUUUUAUUUUUGUAAGCGGAUUUUGACGAAAAGUCGACAAAAAUAAAGUUCCAUAACAAAAAAAACAAAAAACUGCUCCAGUCAUCAUUGCAAAUUUGAGGUUGCGCACGGCAUCUAAGAGUCUAUGUAACUGAACAGUUUGUCAGUAAUAUUGAAAAGUAACAUAAGCUUGCCCCCUAAUCAACUGGCAAUGGCCUAGAUUUGGUGUCGAUAUAGUAUUGUAGGAGGGGGGAGGGGGGUGGUGGUGAAAAAUGUCGCUGCUUACAUAUAUUAACGUCACAAAAAACAUGUUGUAUUUGUUUCUUUUCUGAUGUAUUUAUUUGCUGUAUAUAAUGAAGGUGUUGUAGAAAUUGAAUAAACUCGUCAACAAAUUAAAUAUCUGUUUUUCUUACUAUUCUAAAAGUGUUCCUAAAAUUUUUAGUGAAUUUCCGCUAGAGAAAUAAUGUUGGUAUCACAUUUCAAAAUAGAAUUGAUUUUGGAAGCAAUGGAACUGCUGUGACUGUUGAAGUUAUAGAAAGUAAAACAAAAACACUAAUCAACCACAAUAAUACCUACAUUAAUAGAUCAACGCGUUUCAACAGCAAAGCUGUCAUGAUUAGCGCACAACUCCCCCUAAUUUUAAGUUAUUUGUUGUUAUCUAUCACUACUCGUAUUUACAAAAAUUCUUACGUUAUAAUAACGCUUGAUUGGAUACUUAUAGCUAAGGCCGGCAAUAUCAAUGUUUUGCCGUUUCUCCAAUCAAUCAAUCAAUCAAUACUUUAUUAUCAAUAAAUAGUAGAACUAUAUAAGAUUCGUCAAAGUGAAAACAACAAACUACAAUUACAUAGAAAGACAAACAAAACAAAUUAAAAUAUAUUAAACCUGAAUAUCACAGAUCAAUGGACUGGGAUUGAAGAAACUCGUUCACUGAAUAGAAGGCAUUUGCUUUUAGAUAAUUGCUAAUAACAUUUUUUAGCUGAGUUAUUGGUAAUGAUCGAUAUUUCAAAGGUAUUUUGUUGUAAAAUUUACUCCCAUAGUAAUUAAUGCAAUUUAGUGAAGUAGUUAGACGAACUUGAUUUGUGCGUAAAUUACCGAUACUUCUCGUUACAUAUCGAUGAGUAAAAUCACUAGACUGAUAAGACGAAAUAUUGUCAAUAACAUGUAAAAUGCAAUUUAAAAUAUAAAUACAUGGCAAAGUUAAGAUACCGAGAUCAAUGAAUUUGUACCUACAGCAAGCUCUAUAAUUAAGGUUAGAUAUUAUUCGGAUGGCACGUCUUUGAAUUGAAAAUAUUCUUUUCAUUCCUGCCGAAUGCCCCCACGUUAUAAUCGCAUAACUCAUAAUAGAAUGAAAGCAUCCAUAAUAUGCACUGAUUACUACAUCAGUUGAUACUGUAGAUUUCAAACAACGUAGCAAAUAACAUGCUUUUGAUAGCUUGAUUGAUAAGUGGUUACAAUGGGCAAGCCAAUUCAAUUUGGGAUCAAUAUAAUUAGUAACAUUUAAAGACCGAUUUUAUCACACAGUUUUAUGAACCAACCUGUUCUUGUGGUACUCUCGAGGGUACUCUAAUAUAAACGAAUACUCAAAGUUUACGUUUUUCGGCAUUCAAAAGCAUGCUGAUAAGACAAUUUUGUACAAUUGUCGUCACGUCGUAACGGAGGUUUAAUCUUAUCAUUCCAACUUAGAUAUUUCCAGAAGCAAUGUGUGGAUUUAAGUAGUACCUAUAGUCUUUAGGAAGAUUUGAUAGCUUCUACUGUUCUAGAAAUGCCAACUUUAGACGUACCCAGCGCAGAUGUUUCUCACAACGCUUUUUAUUCUAAGUAUAAGUCAGGAUGGUGGGAUUUAAAUUCAGUGAUGAGGCCCCUAAUACAGUUAAAUCAACUGGACUUGGAAUACAUUAAAGGAGUCUUAAUUGAAAAAGAUAUAGUCAAAGGAUACGAAGGCUUCCAGUUUCGCGACAAACUGCGUAUCUUAGAUGUGGGUUGCGGAGGGGGUCAUUUAACCGAAUGCCUGGCAAGAGCGGGAGGUGAUGUUUACGGAAUCGAUGUUAACAGCGAUAUACUAGAAGCGGCCAAAGACCAUCUUUCAUUAGACCCUUGUUUGAAGAAUGUUAUUUACCAAUGGGAUAGUAUUGAAAAUCAUUGCGUAAGAAACGCGGAGAAGUACGACAUCGUUAUAGCAAAUAAUGUGCUGCAUCACGUUAAAAAUCAUGAUGUAUUCGUAAAGAGCUGCGUGAAAGCAGUUAAACCCGGAGGUCUUUUAUUUUUCAGCAGUGUCAGUAAAACCUUCGAGUCAUGGUUGAGGAUGAUAGUAGUCGGCCAAACAAUUACCCGAACUUUUCCUUACGACACUUUUCAUUGGGAUAAAUUUGUAAAUGAUUUGGAUGUUGAAAAAAUGUUACAGGAAGCCGGGUGUAAAACUGAAGGAAGUAGAGGAAUAUACUAUGAUAUAUUUUCGGCAUAUUGGAGAUGGAAUAAUAACACAAAUACAAUGUAUAUCAUGCAUGCGACUAAACCUACUUAGUACCUAAGUUUAGUUUAUUUAUGUUGGAAAAUUAACGCUUCUAAUAAAAUAUACGUGUGACAAAGAAA